Molecule: messenger RNA, 1763 nt
Organism: Rhagoletis pomonella (apple maggot)
Lineage: Eukaryota; Metazoa; Arthropoda; Insecta; Diptera; Tephritidae
Exons: 2
Coding region: 194-1096 (300 amino acids)
Source: RefSeq, a predicted model, not a curated record
GUCACCAACAUCUGUAACCUUAACAACAACCACAAAACAUCCAGUCUUUAAACCGUCACCAAUCAAAACAUCUAAAUAGAUAAGUUUAUGUUAGCGUAGUUUAGUUGUGUUAAAUUUUACACUUAGACAAUUUUAUUUUAUUUUUUUUUUAAAUACAAAGAACAGUAUUUUUUUUUGUAAACCUUCUUCCAAUAUGUUGCGUUCUCCUCAAGAAAAAGGUGCUGGGGAUAGACUUGGUAGGUCUCUGAUUGAUAUUGAAGAUCCCUGUGAGGUGUCACAAGAUAAUAUACGUAAUCCGUAUGACAGGUCUGAAAUUUGUGCUACUUCGGUAAAAUUACCACAAUUUUGGUCUAACUGUCCUGAAGCACGCUUCGUGCAUGCCGAGAUGCAAUUUGCUACAAAGGGAAUUAGUAGGGAUUCGACCAAGUACGAGUUCGUUAUAACUGCCUUGCCUCAAGAAGUUAUUGCGAAUGUACUUGAUGUUAUACAAAAAAAAGUUCUCAUUGACCGACAUUCUUUAAGCGAGCAGAGAAGACUUGAUAAAAUUUUGUCAGAUACUGAGAUAGGGGAUCGCAGACCUUCCGAGUAUUAUAGGACCCUUGGUCAGUUAGCGGGUAGCACUAUAGACCCGAUUUUCUUAAAAAAUAUUUGGUUGCGGAAACUACCUAAAAGUUUGUAUGUUGCAUUAACCAGCGCUAAUUUAAAUAAUAUUAAUGAUCUCUUGCAACUCGCAGAUAAAAUUUGGGAAAUUACCAGUGGUAGUGAAAUUUGUGCUGUUAAAAGUAAAGUACUUACUUCUUCAAAUAAUUUUGAUGACUUAGGGAAAAUUGUGGAAGAUUUAGCGAAGGUUACGACGAAAAUGUGUGAAAGUUUUAAUCGUUUGCAGUUGGACAUUAAUGAGAUUAAAACGCAAAUAUAUGAUAGACCAUCACGAUCAAGAAGGAGGUAUUUUAGUAAUAAUAAAAAUUCCCAGUCACGUAGUAAGUCUCAAUCUAAAAAUUGGGUCUGUCGGUACCAUUUCCGUUUUGGUAGUAAAGCACGUAAGUGUGAAGAACCGUGUGCCUUUAAAAGAAAUAAUUCUGACUCGACAAACUAGGACAUGCUGUUGUUGCAGCGACUAACAAUGGCAAUUUGAAAUUUUCAACACGUCGCUUAUUUGUAUUAGACAAAGAAAGUAAGCUUAAAUUUUUAAUAGACAGUGGUGCCGAAAUUUCAGUUCUUCCUUCCUCCAAAUUCAAAAUUCACAAACGAUCUUCCGACAUUAUUUUAACUGCUGCAAAUGGCAGUAUGAUUUCGACCUAUGGAAAGAAAUUAUUAAAUGUUAAUUUGGGACUUCGUCGGGAAUUUCCGUUUGUAUUUCUUAUUGCUGACAUUUCUAAACCCAUCAUUGGGGCAGAUUUUUUAGGGAAGUAUGGACUCUUAAUAGAUAUUAAAAAUAAGAGGUUAAUAGAUCCCUUAACUAACUUGUCUGUCGACGCAAUAUCUGCGUUUUGUAAUAUCUCUUUGCCAAAAAUAUUUUCGGUUGAAAACCAAUAUACAAAGCUUAUAAAGAAUUUUCCUUCAUUAAUUUCUGAACCAGAUUAUAACAAAAAAGUUGAGCAUUCGACAGUUCAUCAUAUCAUAACAAAUGGAGUAUUACCAUUCUGUAGCCCGAGACGCUUAGAUCCAAUCAAAUACAAAAUAGCAAAGGCUGAAUUCGAUUUUUUACUGAAAUCCGGGAUAUGUCGUCCAUCUAAAUCCCACGGAGCAUCGCCACUGCACCU